UCUGCUCGCGGAAAAAUAGCGUCCCUGCCUCAUGUUCUUGCGUAGGUGUUCGCAUUCUCCGUCUCCCUCUAUCGGGUACGCGUAAAUUCAGAUCCUGGUCAGCGCGGUAGCAGAUCAUAUGGCAGUGCGGCAGCAGGUCUAAUUUCUUGGCGUUGUACUUGCAGAUCAUGUGGAAAAUGAAGUAAGUGUAAGGCCUCACGAAAAAACGGAUCUAGGAUACUUUUUCAGAAACCCCCCGUGGUGAAUCAGUCAGCGAACUCUAUAACACUAGCAAUCAGGUGCAAUUUAGAUCGACGUUGGAAAUAAAAUCAGAAGCCGAGCAGAAAGAAAAGAUCUAAAGCGACAAGAUGAGCUCAAUAUUUCCACGCUAGGUCCGCACUUUCACGCAGAAACGUACUGAGAGAAAGCACCAAACCAAGCUGUCGGUCCGAUGCUUCAUGCGAAGCCAACAUACUCUUGAGUCUGCCCCAGUAGUUUCCAGGAUCCAAUUUACCAAAUCGAUCAAAUAAUGCUGUGCUGUCGCUGUGAACACAUGAGAUCGACAGUUCUGUUGAGAAAAUGCGGUUUUAAAAGCAAAGUCCGAACAAGAACCUGAACAAGAUAGGAUCCGCUAGACAAGAUCCUAUUUCACAAAAUUAGAUCUUCUUUACCACAAAGUUCACCUCUCAUUCCGAAUAAGAAUUUCCACAUUUCUCCCAAAUCUUCGCACCACAGGGAAACGAUCUUAAGGACCCGUUUGUGGUAUCCUCAUAGCACCCCGUAUAGCUUUUCAGCCACACAAAACCUUACCACAAGAUGAUGGGUGACGAUUCUCACUUGACGGAGGCCCAGAAGAAGGCCAAGCGCGCCAAGAAGUUCCAGUACCGUGGUGUCGAAUUGGAUAAGCUGUUGGACCUCUCCAACACCGAGCUCAUGGAACUCAUGUGCGCCCGUCAGCGCCGAAAGUUCUCUCGCGGUAUUGAUUUUGAUGUUAGUUGUGGCUCUUUCCGCGCGUACAAACCAAUCUAGGAUGAGCGCGUUUAUUUACGCUGAAAAUGAAAAGGUUUGUGAUGCGAUACCCAAUGGUACUCGUAUUGCGGUAUUUCUAUUUUUUUGUGCAUCCUCGUCCUGCACUACAAAUAACCUCUACCUCAACCAUCCAACAGGUAUCUCCCGUGCCCCGACGACCCUGUUGAAGAAGCUGCGUGCCGCCAAGAAGGUGACCCCGUACGGCGAGAAGCCGCAGGCGGUGAAGACCCACUUGCGCAACAUGGUCAUCGUUCCGGAGAUGAUCGGGUCUGUCGUCGGCGUGUACAACGGAAAGUUGUUCGUCAACGCCGAGGUGAAGCCGGAGAUGAUCGGCACCUACCUGGCCGAGUACGCCAUCACCUACAAGCCGAUCCGCCACGGAAAGCCGGGUAUGGGCGGCGCCGCCUCCCGCUUCGUGCCGUUUUAAAUACUUUUCGUAUUUGGGAUGGACAGUUUGCUUCGGAGCUUAGAUGAUGGGUACUAGGUUUAGAGAGCGCUUCGCGAAGUAAUUCUCCGGAAAAAUCUUCGGCAGUACCAAUUAUGGGGCUCUGAAUCUACAGUUGUACUUCCACUCUAGGUAGAAGAAGAACAAGCAACACGACGUCACAGUGCUGAAUUGCUAUGAGAUAAUAUGGGGAUGUGAGCAUGAAGCUUGCACUUGUGCAAGUCUAUUGUGGUCCAAUUUG
Molecule: messenger RNA, 1694 nt
Organism: Amoebophrya sp. A120
Lineage: Eukaryota; Dinophyceae; Syndiniales; Amoebophryaceae
Source: the annotation of a GenBank genome assembly